AUGAGACUCUUCCUCAGCCUUACGGCCCUCAUCACGACCGCUACCGCUUGCACGAUCCCAGGCACACCCCUCUCCAACAACAUCGCCAGUGAUUUCCGAGUCCAAGUCCAAAAUGCCUCCUACCCCGCAGUCCAUAACAAGUAUAUGAACCUGAUGGUCUCUGGAGGUGGUGACCGGCACCUGUUUGUCGGAGGUUCGCCACAAGCGGGCGACACCACUACCAACCUGCGUCUCAUCAAUGGGUCGAUCAAUUGGGUCUCCAUUAACGCUGUCAUUGGCGGCGAGGAAUCCACCAUCGACGACACUGUCAAGAUGUUCAUGACGGAACGCGGUGACCCGAGAGCCCUCUUCCAGCCGACGUAUGCUUGCAACCCGGACACCGACACGUUGCAGACCGAGCUGCGGUUCGUGGGGAAGCAGAAUGCGACGCCCGGAGGCUGGAUUUGCGUGCGGCCUUCGUUCGAUGGUAGUCAUGAGUUUCGGUAUUAUCCUCCGGGGAACACCAAGAAUGAUCCGAACCGAUUCUGCAUCAAAGUAACUUUGGUCGCCGUUCCCACGUAA
Messenger RNA from Sordaria macrospora k-hell, 561 nucleotides. RefSeq lists its product as uncharacterized. NCBI's taxonomy places the organism in Eukaryota, Fungi, Ascomycota, Sordariomycetes, Sordariales, Sordariaceae. The record is from RefSeq and is a predicted model, not a curated record.